AUGGAAACAGAUAUAAAGAAGCUUCGAUUCCUCGUGAAAAUGCUCGGUCAAAAAAGAAGCUCCUCCACCUCGAGCUUUGAAAGUCUUCUUCGGCCCGAUAUAUCAUCUCAUUUGAAAACGAUGCUUUGCGUUCGUCCUCUCGCAGAGGAUACAUAUUUAUGCGAUACCAGCGCUGCUCAAGCUGAUGUUGAACGCACAAUCCGAGAGAUCUACGAAGAGUUGUUUGUCUCAAGUGGGACUGAAGAUAUACAUGAUACCAAUCUUGAUACUGAAUUACAUCUCAAGUAUAUUGAAACGGUCUUGAACACCCCCUUGCCUUCGAUGUUCUAUGUGCUAGACUCGAAUCAUUCCUGGAUGAUCUAUUGGCUUGUGAAUGCACACGUUAUGUUGAGCGGUGACUCCCCGAGUCUCUCCUUGAAAAAAAGAGUGUCUGAAAAAAUCUCCACUUUAAUCAUUGAUAACGGAUUGGGUGGUAUUUCCGGCGGCCCAAACGAUCUCAUUGGACAUGUAGCAUCCACAUACGCAGCAGUUUUGGCUCUUGCUCUUGUUGACGAUUAUACCCUUCUAUCUGAGAUCGCCCCUAAUCUUCAAAAAUGGUUUACUACAUUGAAGGAUGAGAAUGGCUCAUUUGCAAUGCACUACGGUGGCGAGAAGGAUACUAGAUCCACAUAUUGUGUACUUGUGGUUACAUCUCUCCUUGGUAUUGCAACGCCCUCGCUUAUGAAAAAUACACAAGAUUGGAUUUUACUGUGUCAGACUUAUGAAGGUGGGUUCUCUGGUGUUCCUGGGGCCGAAGCUCACGGUGGUUACACUUUCUGUGCGAUUGCUUCUCUUUAUCUUUUGCCAAAAAAUGGCCUACAUUAUACCAAUCUUGCCACUUUGAUCCGUUGGCUAGCAGCUCGUCAGAAAACUCUAGAGGGGGGAUUUUCCGGUCGAUCUAAUAAGUUGGUAGACGCAUGCUAUAGUUUUUGGAUUGGAGCCUGCUUUGUCAUGCUUGAAUCAUUCACAUCUAGCGUGCUGCUAUUCAAUCGGCACGCAUUGAAGUCAUACAUCCUCAACUGUUGCCAAGAUUCGAUUAUCGGCGGUUUGCGUGACAAACCAGGAAAAAGACCAGACUUUUAUCACACCAACUACACACUUUGUGGACUAAGCAUAGCUGAGCAUAUUUAUGAGUGUGAAAUACCGGAUGGGUAUCAUUUUAGAGUGGAAGACAACGUGGAGGGUGCAACAUACACUCUUCCAGUUAAUCCAGUAUUUGGCUUGCCCAUGGGAUACCUGGAGAAGUGUCGUCGAUACUUCAUAGAGCGUGAAUAA
Messenger RNA from Metschnikowia bicuspidata var. bicuspidata NRRL YB-4993, 1314 nucleotides. RefSeq names its product protein farnesyltransferase (gene RAM1). Gene Ontology annotation, biological process: protein farnesylation. The coding region runs from base 1 to 1314 and encodes 437 amino acids. Gene Ontology annotation, cellular component: protein farnesyltransferase complex. Lineage: Eukaryota; Fungi; Ascomycota; Pichiomycetes; Serinales; Metschnikowiaceae. Gene Ontology annotation, molecular function: protein farnesyltransferase activity. The record is from RefSeq and is a predicted model, not a curated record. The transcript has a single exon.